CUCCAAAUCCAGUACAAUUCGAUAUGAGUAUUUAACCUUGUCAGAAUAAAACAUGCAAUCAAUAUCAGAAACGACUUGCAGGGUGUUUUCUGGUAAAGCCUGUACAGAAACAGCAGUUUUUUUUGUAAUUCUUUGAGCAAUGCCAUAGAAGAGCCACUUUUGGUUUCAUAAUGAUCCACAAGCCUUACAAAUCAAUUCUGGGUUUUUUAUUUUUUCUCAGAUUAAAUAUGGCUAUUUGGCCUGAUGCUAUGUGAACAGAUCUGUUCCUGAUCAUCCUUCCACUGACUAAAAUCCGCUUUCCUCUCCCUCAUUGUUUUGCUGUUGCUGGUUGCUGAAGAAAGUAUUAAGCACAUACAGAACUAUGCAUGAAAUCAUUCACAUUUAUGUUGCAUGCCCACAAAUUAGACGCAUGUCGGAUCUAGACAACAGUGGCUCAGACCUCUGAUUUGAAAAACUUGGAUUUGACAUGCAUAGAAAAAAUCAGGGCUGUGUCAUAGGGCAUGUUCUUUAUUGAACCAAAUAUCUGUUAUGGCAUUGUUCAAAGAACCAUUUGAGGUGCCAUUAUUGUGCAGUAAAUAAAGUAGCAGGAAUGUAGGAAUGUUUUCUGCGGAUAUACAGGUGUGAUCAGGAGUUUAUAUACACUCCUCAUGGACCUCAGUAUCAUGGCAAUAUUGGUCUUCUCAGAUUUGCAGUUAAUCCCUUUUUUAUUUUAAUACAGCUGUAGUAAAUCAGGAUGACUAACGGGACAUUAGAAGCUUCGGACUUGAUGAGAUAAAAGACAUUUUGGAACUUUCAGCAUCACUGAUUUAAUAACCUGAAUAGGUAUAGGUAUAUAUUUAUAACAACCUAAAAAUGUAAACACUCAGUAGACAUGUGCUGCAGACAAGAACAGCUCCUAGAACGUUUUGAAACAUUUUGGGUACAUAUAAUAUAUCUCUGAUAUUUGGAUUGGAUCCUGAAUCCAAUCCGGUAAGGAUUAAACCAGUUUCUGAGAGAGUUCCUGUACAUUUUAAUCCACUGGUCCUCUAAUUUUGUGCUUGAUGUCGGAGCAAAACACAACACCCACCCGCAACUCCCACAUUUCAGAAUGACCACUAUAGAGUGUACAGGUCUAACUCUGAGUGUGAUCUGUAUUAUAUACCUGAGUUUUUUGCUGAUAUUGUUUGUAAUUUAGACAAACUGGUACAAAACUGACAGGAUUUACACUGUUAAUUUUAAAGGACUUGUAUACAACACCAACCAAGCAUUAGAGACUAUUUUUGGUCUGAUGAGUUUCCUCAGGGGUCUUACAGCCUGGUCCUUGUUAAAUCAGAGCAGGUAAUGGUUGAGAAUAUUGCCGAUCUACUCUGAAAUUGCUCCUUUUUUUGUCAGAAUGCCAGACUUGACCAUAUUCAGGCUGUAUAGGAAUGUUUCUACACAGUGAGUGUACCACCUCAGAAUGGGUGACCCCAGAGUGGAAAAAGUUAAUGAGCAAACAUAAAGUUUCUUGCUUUGUUUGGCCUGAACUUUAAGCCCACCCAUUUCCUAGCAACCACCAUAACAUCAGCUGUAUCUAAAAGCCUGUGAGAAAGCCAAGACAAAUUUAGUAGUGACAAGUUCUUCUCAUCAGCCUGUACCUUUGAUGUUUCUGAGGAGGAGGAGAUCUAAGGUGUGUGCUCACCUGGGUGGAGAGAUGGACAGAAACACACCCAAAUUGGCAGAGAGAGUCUAAGGGGGAAGCGGCCACUGCAAAGAACCGGUCAUAUAGGUGUACAGGUGCGGCCAGCAGGACGGUGUUGUGCUCUGUGUGGAUUGUACGGAAUACACCAGGAUGACUGAGAAGGUUCUGGACACGUUUAAAAACAUCAGAUACAAACCUGGCCUCCAGAUAUGGACCAUCAAUAAUUUGAAAAUGGUUCCUGUGCCAGAGCAGGCCUUCGGGAGUUUCUUUGAGGGUGACUGCUACAUCAUUCUCUAUGGGAGCAAUGAUGACACCCAGUCCAUGGACAUUCAUUACUGGAUAGGAAACGGUUCCUCUCAGGACGAGCAGGGCGCAGCGGCCAUCUACGUGACCCAGCUGGACGAGUACCUGGGUGGCAGCCCUGUUCAGCACAGGGAUGUGCAGGGCUACGAGUCUGCCAAAUUCAGAGGCUACUUCAAACAAGGCAUCAUAUACAAAAAAGGCGGAGUCGCAUCUGGGUUCAAACACGUCGAGAGCAAUGUGUACAACAUCCUGCGCCUGCUGCACGUCAAGGGGAAGAAGAACGUCACUGCCACCGAGGUGGAGGUGUCCUGGAAGAGCUUUAACAGUGGGGAUGUUUUCCUGUUGGACAUGGGGAAGAGCAUUGUGCAGUGGAAUGGUCCUCAGAGCAACAGAGGAGAGAGAUUAAAGGGAUGUUUGUUGGCCCAGGACAUUAGGGACAGGGAGCGAGGGGGGAGAGCACGGAUUGGAGUGGUUGAGGGGGACAGAGAGGAAGCCUCCAGCGAGCUGAUAAAGAUGAUGAUCUCUGUGCUGGGUCAAAGAACUGGAUCAUUGAGAGAUGCUGUACCUGAUGACACACCUGACCAAUUCCAGGUGUCUCAUGUCAAACUGUAUCAAGUUUCGGAUACAAGUGGUCAGCUCAUGGUACAGGAAGUGGCCUCUAGUCCACUGACCCAGGACCUGCUGCAUUCUGAGGACUGCUACAUUGCAGAUGUAGGUGGUUUGUCAUUGGCAGUGUGGAAAGGCAAGAAGGCUACUGUAGAGGAGAGACGUGCAGCCCUAGAACGAGCCGUGGGCUUCAUAAAGGCCAAGAACUAUCCCGCUUCUACCCAUGUAGAAGUGAUGAGUGAAGGAGGGGAGUCAGCCAUGUUUAAGCAACUCUUCAAGUCGUGGAAGGAGCCGGGCCAAACUGUGGGGCUGGGAUCUACCUACUCCAGAGGCAAGAUAGCCAAAGUGGACCAGGUGAUGUUUGACGUCAUGGAACUUCACGCUGAGCCUAAACUGGCUGCACAGGAGCGCAUGGUGGAUGAUGCUUCUGGAGAAGUUCAGAUUUGGAGGAUAGAGAACUUGGAGCUUCAGGAGGUGCCGCGUGGAACUUAUGGGCAGUUUUAUGGAGGAGACUGUUACCUAGUGCUGUACACUUACAACAGAGCCAACAAGCCACAGUACAUCCUCUACAUGUGGCUGGGUCGUCAUGCCACACAGGAUGAGAUAACUGCAUGCGCGUAUCAAGCAGUGAAUGUAGAUAACAGAUAUAAUGGGGCUCCUGUUCAGGUCAGAGUGACCAUGGGCAAAGAGCCACGCCACUUCCUGGCCAUCUUUAAGGGCAGACUCAUCAUCUAUGAGGGUGGCACAGGUAAACCUGGUGUGGUGAACCCUGAUCCGGGCGCCAGGCUCUUCCAGGUCAGAGGGACCAAUGAAAUAAACACCAAGGCUACAGAGGUUCCUGCCAGAGCCUCCUCUCUCAACUCCAACGACAUCUUCCUGCUCAAAACUGACCUGGUAACUUACACCUGGUACGGCAAGGGCUGCAGUGGUGAUGAGCGUGAGAUGGGGAAGGUCGUAAGCGAUGUGCUCUCGAAGCAGGAUAAGCAGAUCGUGAUGGAGGGGCAGGAGCCUCCUCAGUUCUGGGUGGCUCUGGGUGGGAAAGGAGCGUAUUCCAGUGACAAGAGGUUUGAGAGGGAGGUGGCGCUGCACAGUCCACGCCUCUUCAACUGCUCCAAUCAGGUGGGUCGGUUCCGUAUGACCGAGGUGGCCCAGUUCACCCAGGACGAUCUGGAUGAGGAUGAUGUCAUGCUGCUGGACACCUGGGACGAGCUGUUCCUGUGGAUUGGCAACUCUGCCAAUCAGUACGAGACUCAGGAGUCCUACAGGUGUGCUGUGGAGUACCUGAAGACCCACCCAGCUAAGCGGGACCCUGAGACCCCAGUCAUAACUGUUAAACAGGGCUAUGAGCCCCCUACCUUCACAGGAUGGUUCAACGCCUGGGACUCGCACAAGUGGAGUGGCGGAUUAUCUUAUGAGGAGAUGAAGAGUAAACUGGAUGACUCAGGAUCUGUUACACAGAUUACUAUGAACCUGAGUAAUACAGCUGUAAGCAGGCCAUCGAUGGGCGGUGACUUAAUCGACUUUGCUCCUGGCGGACCCUUCAGUGAAAACUCUCCUCAGAGCUUUAAACCCCCCCAAAGCCCCCUGAGCCCCUCUAAAAGCUCUAGCUCACGUAUAGAAGUCUCUACUACCUUCAAUCCUUCAAGCUCCAGCACACUGAGCCCUGAGUUUCUGCUCAAUAAGGAACCCAGUGAGCUCCCUCAGGGGGUGGACCCCAACAGACGAGAGGAGUAUUUGACCGACGCCGACUUCGAGAACAUCCUGGGCUGCUCCCGAAAAGACUUCCUACGUUUGCCAAAGUGGCGCCAGAGUGACCUCAAAAAGAAGGCGGGGCUUUUUUGAAGAAAAAUUAAACAAAUCUCUUUCACCAAGUCAUAGACAACAAAAUAUAAAAAUGUUAAAUCCUGUAUGACUUCUAAUCAAUACUAUAUUUUCUUUCUGAGCAGCACUGCAACUGUGCCACCGUGCUUAUGCCACAAAAUACAUGUUUGCUGUUACAUAGUGCUGCACUUGAGUAAAAUAAAGUAAAAUGAACCUGAGCAAGCAAUAUGUAUAGAAAAGAAUGACAAUAGAGUAUCAAAGCCUAUUGACUAUAUAUUGUAUAAUUCACUACAGUUUAGUAGUUCAUAAUCAAUGUUUUUUAUAAAAUAAACUGUUAUGAUGGCAGAUUAGAACAAUGGUUAUAAUAUAUCAAUAAGUAGCAGGAAGCUCUAAAUAAAAAAAAAAAAUCUAAAGAUAAAACAAAAAUGAAUUUAAUCAUUUAAGAACUUCUUGUUGCCAAAUUAUGUAAACCUUUGAAUACCUCUAAUUACCUUUAAUGAACCAGUUUAGAACAGUCACAAUCUACAUUGUUAUUGUACAAGUAUAGGAGGUGUAGCAAUUAUACCCUAAAUCUAGGAACCCUGUUCCAGUUAUUUGUUUACUAAUUUCUGAAGUGAACAUAUGUGAACCAGUCCUACAGGAAACACAUUUAAAACUUGAUUGGUUUAUUUGACCUACUGUGGAGCGAAAUGUCUUAAGACCACCUUUCUUUUUAGAAUAUGAGCUCUUGGAUGGAUCCGAUCUGCUCAACAGAGAUUUUUAUAAAAAUAUGUUAAGGGCAACUCAAAUACAUGUAGAGACGCAUCAAUAAAUACUAAAGAAUUCCAGCAUUCAUCUUCAGAUUUUAAAGUUUGCACAUACUUUUGGACCCUACUCAAUUUGCACUGUACUUUACCCUUGGAAAUUAACAAUGUAAGCAUCAGGAUUUACUAUUAUUACUAGUAUAUAUUUAACUGUUAUUUUUUUUAUUUAGUCAGCUCUGAAUACAUGUGUAUGCCAGGUAAAAGUAUAAUUAUGACCAUAUCUUA
Molecule: messenger RNA, 5418 nt
Organism: Astyanax mexicanus (Mexican tetra)
Lineage: Eukaryota; Metazoa; Chordata; Actinopteri; Characiformes; Acestrorhamphidae
Gene: vill
Product: villin-like
Exons: 21
Coding region: 1811-4411 (866 amino acids)
Biological process (GO): actin polymerization or depolymerization; barbed-end actin filament capping; actin filament severing
Cellular component (GO): actin cytoskeleton; cytoplasm
Molecular function (GO): actin filament binding; phosphatidylinositol-4,5-bisphosphate binding
Source: RefSeq, a predicted model, not a curated record